AGCUCGUCUCCGAGUCCAACUAUAAUAUUCGCUGGUCACUACCUAAUCUCGACUGGGAUUGUUCCAUCCAUGGGCAUGACUGGAUACACAUCUUUCAAGGAGAAACCUUCAGUUAUAUAUUGACGAUACUACUAGGCAACCCAGGCUUUAGGCUCGGAUCUGGUCCGUCUCUGCUUCCUGGCCUAUAGGGUCAUUCUGCAGAUGGUCGGCGUAGCCGUCAUUUUGGCUGCUCUCCACCUGUAUCCAUCAUCUUCACCGUCUAAAUCAUCCAAGGAUCCAGAGAAAGGUAUUACAAUAAAUGAGGAAAAUAUUCCUCCAACAGAUCAUGAAGAGGAAGAAGAGCGGGAGGGGGCCGAUGCCGAAACUUAUGGUGAAAGUGCCGUAGGAAACGAGGAGGAUGCACCUCCAUCUUCAGUACAAUUGCCAGGGUCUGAAGGGAAAGAAGUGUCGCAGACGGACACGGGACCAUCGCUCACGUCCAGGAUUAAGUCACUCCUGUUCCCCAAGGAGGACCCAGAGGCGCUGGAGCAGUUCGUACCAAACUAUCGUUUGACACCCAUUCUAUCUGGUAUCGUGAUACCAUUCUCCAUCCUUCUGGAAAUUCCAGGGUUGACUGAGCGAUGGUAUAUUCGAACGGAAGGCAACGAGACAGUCGAAACAAAGAGCAAUUCGGCAAUCUUGGACGUUGCUCUUGCCAUUUCGCUUGUAUGUGCGGUCGUGGCGAACGUAUGUCUCAUCAUGCGUUUCUUGGAGAAGAAAGUGAAGAUAUCCACAUUACUGACGAUCAUCUUCCUCACAUUGCAUGAUGUAAUCAACAUCCACGUCGUAGUAAUCUUUGGCGUUGAACAUCGUUUUGAUGAUGGCUUUACUUACGGCGAAUCUUUUUGGAUAACCAUUUGCUCUACCGUCGUGUCCUCGCUUACGAAUAUUUCUCUGAUUGUGGACUAUGUCAAGACACCAGAUUUCGCCAAGAGCGGUAGCGGCUUAACUCGCAAACAGCGGUCGUUGGUGAUCAUCGUAAUGAUUCUUCUGGUCUAUAUCGCUCUCGGUGCACUAUGCACUUCGCUCAUCCAGGAUCUUACUUUCAUCAACGGACUCUAUUUCACCGUGGUCACGAUAGAAACAAUCGGUUUUGGAGAUAUCACUCCAAACACCACCGGCGCACGGAUCUUUGUCUGCCAUUACCUGGUCUUUGGUAUCUUGAUUAUCGGCAUCACAAUCGGCAUGUGUCGAGAGACCAUUCUUGAAAGCCUCGAAGUGGGAUACCGCAAACGAAUGCGUCGGAUGCGUACGCACCGUCGUGAAGCCCGGAGAUUCAGACGAUGGGAAGCACGGUGGACAAGAGCCGUAGAAUGGAGACUGAAGGAAAAGGGAUUACCUGUUUGGAUUCCGGACCAACACAGCGACCAUGAACACGUUCGGUUCGUCGGUCUCGAGGGUCUUCAAGACGAAACAAAGGAAACUCACUGGAUGAGAAAGUGGCUGGGCUCCAUCGGUUCGCUGAAAAGGCGACAGGAGCACACAGGACACGUACGAGCCCAUCAUAGAGGAAAGCAUCUGAACAUAAACGCCUUGUCUCCUCAACAACUCGAAGCUGCUGCGCUCGAGGCCGGCGUCCCUUUAGAGAUGUUUCUCGCUCCAGUGGAAGGGCGUCCUGCGGUGGGAUCUCAUACCAGCAACAGCGAUGGUAGUCAUCGGAGAUCUGGUUCACAUUUUGGCAUUGGUCAUGGUCUAUAUCGAACAGCGUCUUCCAGUGGUUGGCCCGCUCAUCCUCAGACCCCCACGCACGCUCAGAUCGGCCGAAUGGCUGCGAUGGUCACAAAAUUUGCUCUGGCCGUUUCUGGUACGCAUGUCAGGAUGGUCGGGCAUGCUUCCGGCGAGGUUUCAGACUCGCUUGAACGUCGACUCCCUGAAGUCGAUUCGAAAGAAGAGUCUGGAGUGAAUACCGAAGCGUCGCGGAAAAACGACGGAUGGGACGCGGAGCCCAAUGGUAGUACAAACAGCGGUAUUGAGGAUAUCAGGGACACCGAAGGGCAAGCUACUGGGCGCAGCGAUGCUCAGGCGAGCCAGCAUUCCGAUGUUGGCUCUCGUGAACAUUUGGAGCAUCUUCAAAAGCAUUUCGAGGAACCAAAGUUGUCCAGACAACUUGCUAUGGGAACCGUGCAGAAGUCAGAAUUCUCGUAUGAAGCAUACAAAGACCAAAUGGAGACGGAGGAACGGAGGGCUUACUAUGUGAAGCUCAUCUUUGCUUGGUCUCUAUUCCUUCUCUUUUGGAUGGUGGGCUCUGCUAUCUUCAGUGCUACCGAAAGCUGGGCCUUUGGGACUGCGAUGUACUUUUGUUUUACGGCUUUCACCACGUGCGGCUACGGUGACUUUGCACCUUCAACACCUGCCGGACGUUCACUUUUUGUUGUGUGGGCUUUGUUGGGAGUUGGCACCAUGACCAUUCUAAUCUCUGUCUUGCAAGAGGCCGGUUCGUCCAAGUACCAGAGUGUCCUUCAUUCUACGAUGUUCGACAAUGGCGUGAGGAAAUAUCGACAACGUGAGAGUGAAGAAACUGCUCGAAUAGCAUCCAAUCGACAUUGCACCUCCGCAAAUGAUGAAGAGUCCUCCCGCCCGAACGGUUCAUCUUACGAGGAAGCACUUCCCGACGCCGCCAAUGCUGCUAAGGAGAAAGCGCAGAAGGAACUCGAGCAACUCCCUAGAGAGAUCAUACGUCACGCGCAAAACUUCCACGAACACAUGCAUUACUUUGCUUCCCGUGGUCAGGACGAUGAUGUCGACGACCAGACAGAGGCUUCUGCAGACAAAAGUAAGAAAUCUUCAAUUCCGGAGGAGUUGAAGGCGCUUCUGGACCAAAUUGCUGAAUUGGAGGGUAUCAAUGCCCGGGCGAAGAGGGAGAUUUUACAGGAUAAGGAUGCUCGAAAGACGCUCUUCUUGCUCAGUGUCGGACGUAAGUCCAGAUGUUUGCUCCUUUCUAUGCCCUUAUUCAAAUUUUUGUAGGCACACUACGAGGAAUGAUCAACGCUGCAGAAAGGUCACUUGCUGCUCUGGCUGAGCGUGACGACCUAAUGGCCGUGCAGGAGAAUCACCACGCAGAUCAGAUACAUACGGAAGACGCACACUCCUCCUGUAACGCUCACCAUGACGACAAACCUGGAACGUCCCAAAAUUACGACUCUACAUCUUGAAGAACGUUCACGUAUCCUAUCUCAGUCUAAUUACUUUGCAUUUUCUGUCACUUUUUAUACCCUUUAUACUCCCUAGCCUCAUCUUGGACAAGCAUAAACACGUACCAUCCUCUGUAGCCGUAGCGAUAUUCGCCUGUAGUUCUGUAGCAUUAUCAUACUCGCUUUGAUACACUGUCGAUGAGAUGUCUAGUUUUACACCGAUAUCUUCUAUUGAACACUGAACAUCAAAUAUUGAGUAUCCG
Molecule: messenger RNA, 3433 nt
Organism: Somion occarium
Lineage: Eukaryota; Fungi; Basidiomycota; Agaricomycetes; Polyporales; Cerrenaceae
Source: the annotation of a GenBank genome assembly